Contarinia nasturtii (swede midge) is the source of this 4977-nucleotide messenger RNA. RefSeq lists its product as uncharacterized. Gene Ontology annotation, biological process: protein K48-linked ubiquitination; proteasome-mediated ubiquitin-dependent protein catabolic process; negative regulation of extrinsic apoptotic signaling pathway via death domain receptors. Gene Ontology annotation, cellular component: cytoplasm; plasma membrane. Gene Ontology annotation, molecular function: ubiquitin protein ligase activity. NCBI's taxonomy places the organism in Eukaryota, Metazoa, Arthropoda, Insecta, Diptera, Cecidomyiidae. The transcript is spliced from 8 exons. The record is from RefSeq and is a predicted model, not a curated record. The coding region runs from base 1418 to 3883 and encodes 821 amino acids.
AAAAAAAAAUCAGUUGUUUUGUGUUGAGGAUAUAUACGAAACGGGAUUACAUAUUCAAAUCAGUUAAUUUGUACCUUUCUUUUUCUUCGGUUUUAAUUGAUCAUCAGCCAUUCAGAAAAAUUUGUUACUGCUGUUGACACAUACACACACAGAGAGAGAGAGAGAUGUGCAUUUAAUUAAAACCAAUCUGUGCAUAGUCACACGCAAAAAAAUACGCCAAUCGAGAGAAAAAAACAAAUAAAGAAAAAAAGAACAAUAAUAUCAUAAAAUGGAUUUAUCAUGGGCAAAUGUGUGAUAGUGAAUACGAAGCUUGUUUGCAUUUGUCAUUGAUGGACUUUAUUAGAUUUACGGUAUUUCUCUUGUCGUCGCUGUCGCCGUCAUCGACGUUGUUGUUUUUUUUAUUGACGGACAUAUCAAACGUAAAUACAUGCAUAGGAUGAUCGCAUUGUGUAAAUGAUUAUUAUUGGUGUAUCUUUGGGCCAACAUUGUGGUGGUCAUCGUCGUCGUCAUCCGUCAUUGUCGAUUUACUUAAUCGCCUGUGCUAAUAUUAUUAAACGAAUUCAUUAUCACUCAUAAAAAUCAAUGUGUUUAACACACCAAUUUGCACAUAUACAAAUAAAAACGUAACAAAAAAAAAGAGAAUUAGUGUCGCACUAGGAAUUAUACUGUUUACAAAAACAACCGAAGAGAAAGGGAGAGAUUGGGUGAGAAGGGAGAUGAAAAGAAAAAUAUGAAAAACAAUUACUUCAGAAAUUCAAUUGCGUUAAUGCAGCAUAAGCAAACGAGUGCGCUUUAUUAUAAGGUCACGUCAUCAAAAAAUUGUUGUUUAUAUUUUUUGUUCGCCAUCCGAAAAGUAUAAAUUCUCUAUUCGAAGCUUGUCAGUGGUAUGCAUCACAAUCUGGAAUGUGUGGCGUAUAGAUAACGAACAGAGCAACAACAACCACCAAAAAAAAAGAUUCAGUGAAUAAAAACCGAACGAAAAAAGGGAAGAUAGUCCGAGAAGAUGUGUGUGAGUGUGAGUGUUACAUGGGUUGUUAUGCAUUUUACACGAUUGACUGAUUGAUUGGUUUGCAUUCAAAUUCUUUGAAGCGAAAUCAAAUCGUUAGACGAAACGGUUUAAUCAACACAUAUACACACACCACCCACAUAACCGAUAAUAUAACAAAAUCAAUAGUUCAAAUUUGAUGGCAAUAAAUCGAGCGACAUUCGACCCCAUUUAACCCAAACACUCAUCAACGCUGACAGAUCAACAACAAUAUUGCCAAAGCAUGUGAAUUUACAAAAUUCACAUACAGAGAACCCGUUGAUACGACGCCGCUCCGCUCGAUACGCUUUGAUUUUCAGUUUUUUUUUUCGGCUCUGCAAUUAUAACACAACCAUUUAAUAAACAACAACUAAAUCAAAACGUAUUAAGAAAAUGCCUUGUGAAGCCUGUAACACACAAUUUACGGUUUUCAAACGAAAGAAAUCAUGUACUGAAUGCAGACGACUCUACUGCAGCAAUUGCCUCACCAAAAACAAGGAACGAAUUUUAUGUAAAAGAUGUGUCAUUUUUACAACACGUCCACUUUCAAAAAUUGAAUUACUCAAAUUAAAAGCAAAAGACUUGAUAUUCUAUUUACAAUCAAAGCAUAUUUCAACAACAGGAUGCGUUGAAAAAGAAGAAUUAGUGAAUUUGGUACUGAUUCACGUUGACAAUUCGAAUAGUUUUACGCCCGAUUCACAACAGUCGCAAACAUCAUUUUCAAUGGGAACCGAUCAAAGUGAUGACGCCCGAUCGACACCAUUCGAUCAAAUACGAAACACAUGUCAAAAUCUAUUUUCAACAUUCACCGAGAAAAUUGCAGCCGAUUUCAAUUUUGAUUUCAAGCAAAACCAAAGCGAUCGAUCAAAUGUGUGUGAAGAUCAGCCCCGAUAUAGUAAUAGUUUUCGAAAUGUAAAUUCGUUUAAUUCAAAUUCGAGCAUGAGUAAUAAUUCGACCACAUCGAAUAAUGGCUAUAUGAAACCCCAAAGACCCACAACAAUGCAAACCUCAGGCGUAAAUCAAUCGAGUCGUCGUCAAUCGUCAAAUGUUUUUUCCAAUAGUAAUAACAAUAGCACCGUGAUCGGUGGUCAACAUUGUCACACAAGUAAUUCACAAUCAUCACCAACGAUAACGGGCAAUUCGUCGAGUGCCAGUACACCGCCGUCGAUGUUAAAAUCCAUGUCAAGUGAUCAUUCAUUGUCUCGAAUAGCAACAACAACAGCAGCUGGUGCCGCCGCCGCUGCUGCUGCUGCCACUGCGGCGAAUGGUUCAAAAUCACCACAGCCAUCGUUAUCGACUGCAUCAAAGUCGACAAAAACAAAACCGACUUAUGUAAAAAUUGCCAAAUUGUCACAAGUUGAAUGUUGUAAUGAUGCCGGUUCGGGUUGUGAAUGUUCAGAUGAUGAAUUGAUUACGAAAUUCCGUCAAAGUUAUGCCGAUUCAUUGAGUCCGACUGCGCUAACUGUCACCGAUGAAAAAUCACAGUCAACCGAUAAUAAUAAAUCAGAUCAUUUAACGACGGCAUCGUCAUCGUCGUCGUCAUCAAGUAGUUCGGCAAAACCAACCGAACAUGCAUCGGACGCUGCACUAAAGGAGGAAGCAUCAGCCCUAGAAAGUUCGGAUAUUUCAUCGUUUGAAGAUUUAGGUGCGGUGGGUGCGACCAAUAUGGCCAAUGCAUUGUCUGCACCAAACGACACCGAUAAAUGGCAAAUUGUGAAUCCAACGUGGAAUAUCGAUGAUACCGCUUCAACCUCAUCUAUUAUAACCGAUGAUAAAAAUGAAACGGCGAACAGUAGUAGCAACGGUUGCGGCAGUGGCACUUCAUACACAACGAAUCUACCAAAUUCAAUUACGGAAUUACCUCAGGCGAAUACGAAUGAAAGCGAGAACCAAAGACAAACACCACACGAUGAAAUGACAGACAUAACAUUCCCGCAACAACAACAUUCCGCAACCAGUACGCAACAGCGAUCGACCACCGAAUUGCGUACAAAAUUGGAAAAGACAUUGAAAUCACGUCAAACACAUCGGAAAAUAACACGACGACAAUCCGAUGGUAUUGUUUAUACAGCAUCAACAAGCAAUUCAAAUAAUCGAACCGGACGAUUUCUGGACGAUGUUGAUGAUGACGAUGAGGAUUUUUCAAGCACCAGCGAAGAUGCAUCAUCACACAAACGCACCCAGAAAUCAUGCCGAAAAUGUGGCAAAACAAAAGGCGAUCUUAAGAAAUAUAUUGCACGAUUUCGACAUCAAUUGGAAACAACAACAACAUGUAGUGAAACGGAAAUUCGACAACAGUUGGACGCAUUUUUAGAAUUUUUGGAAAAUCAUAGCGCCAUGUUUGAUAGCAAAGACGAUGAAAGUAACACGGAACUCGUACAAAGUCCAUCACAAUUUGUAGCCGACGCCAUUGAAUUGGAAGAAUUUGACGAUGACGACUAUGAUGAUGAAGCUGGCAUUCAUGUAUAUGGUUCGAAUGAUGAUACAAAUACAACAGCACAUCCACCAAGACAAUUUUUCAAUUUGAAUACAGUAGAGAAAAAAGAGGAACUAGAAGAUUUAAGUGUGAAACAAUUGAAAGAAGUGCUCAUGUUGAAUCGUGUCGAUUUCAAGGGUUGCUGCGAAAAAAGCGAACUUCUCGAACGGGUUCAACGGCUGUGGGACGAUCUACAAAAUUGUCCGGCGGUCGACAAGUUGGCGACAGUGGAUCUGUGUAAAAUUUGUAUGGAUGCAGCGAUCGAAUGUGUUUUAUUGGAGUGUGGUCAUAUGGCAACGUGCACUAAUUGCGGCAAAGUUUUAAGUGAAUGCCCGAUAUGUCGGCAGUACAUCGUUCGUGUGGUGCGAUUUUUCAAAGCCUGAAAAAAUUAUUAAAAAUUUGUAAUUAGAGCGCCGAAAAAGGCGUCAAACAAAGCUCUCAUUGAGCUGUAAUCCAUUAGACAAAAAAAAUUACACAUAUUAGGCACUAAAACAAAAAUAAAUUCGAAAUGUAGAGCCAGUCCCCUCUGUCAAAAAAGGGACGCAUCACCAACAAAGCGAUUGUCCGUGUGUGAUAAGUGUUGAUUGUGAUGUUAAAAAAAAACGCAAACAAAAUGGAUAUCAUUUCAGAUAUCACUGAAAUGCAGCGGGCGGUUUGUGUAAAUUAAAGCAUAAAACAAUAGAAUAACAAAAGAAAAAGAGCAAAACAUUUGCUGCCGAAUGAAAAAAAGAAAUCAUGUUAUUUUCGUUGGUUUUCGAAACCGAAAAAUCGCUACGCUUGUUCAAAAUUCUCGAUUCAAAUUUAAUGAAAUAGAUUAAAGUACCCUAUUUAAACUACUUUUUUGCUAGAGAUAGAAAGGUAUAUUUUUAUUAGAACAAAUUUCAUUUUAUUGAUAUUCGUCACCGGUGCGGUGCGAAUCAAUUCCUUUUUUGUUUUGUUUUGUUGUUGAGUCAAACUUUUCAGACAUGAACAUUAUGAAUAUAUAGUUAAUUAUACAUAUAUAUAUAGAUAUAUUUUUUUUUUGCAAAAAAAACCAUUGAUCUUUCAACAUCGUCUUCUCAUUUUCAAUUUAAUUGUGAUUUGAAUUUACUAUCAAAUAAUCAACAAAAUCAACUUUAUUUUUCUCGAAGAAAUUUAAACACACAUACAUAACACAGUCAUUACAUAAGUAAAACUAAAACUAAUAAUUAAUGAAUGAAUAAAAAAAAAACAAAUGAAGCAUAAAACAUAGAGUUCCUUUUGUAUUUAAUGAUAAAAUAUUUAAUUGUAAAAAUUAUUAUGAAAUGAACAAAUUACGAUGAAAAAAAUGAACAGAACAGACCCGAACAGCUCGACAAUUUAUUUCAUUCAAGCUUAUUCAAGACAAAGCCACAAUACAACAUUUAGCAACAAAAAAAAUGAUGAAACAUUUAUAACAUUUUAUUUUUGUUUCCGUUUCUUGUCACUUAUUGUUUGUAUUUGAAAUAAAUAACCCAAA